CACUGCUCUGUCUGUCACAUGGACACAAGCCUUUGUGUAGCUCCUGCUUGAUCUGUGAUAGGGAAGGAGGCUGAAUAGGAACUCUACCAAGAAAACAAAAGGCAGCUGUGCGGGGAGAUUCACCACCUCGCUGCCCCAGUGGGGCUGUUUGCCAAACUCAAGUCGGCAGAAGUGGUCCCUCGGCCACGCCAGCACAACUCGGGGAGUGGAGUAGUGUGACAUGAACCGGUGUGAAGAAACUGUCUGUCUAUUGUAGCCUUCCCUCAGUACUGAUAACUUCUGGUUAUGUAGAAGUUGAGGCAGAUGUCACCCAUGCCCUACAGGAAGGUACAACUUGCCCUGUGCUGUACUAAUGAGUUAGUGACAGAUGGAGCUGUAAUGUCAGGCUUGAGAAUAAAUAGGGAGGGAGUCUAGCUGUUGGAUUUCAGCACUGUCCUCACAGUUACUUUCUGUUUUCUGACUGUGCAAGUCCACUCUUGGCUAUAUUCUUUCAACAAUGUCUUAACAAGGCAAUUAGAUCCCAGAGCAUUCUUCACCAGCAGCCAAACACUGCUCUCCUGCCUUCAUCACCACUCUGUGGCCAGGCAGGUAGUGGUGGAAAGGUGUCUUAUUUAUGACCACUCUCUAGUUCACUAUGUGUGUAAUUGGUGCAGGAUGGUCUUGAAUGUGGGAAUGAUGGAAGUUGGUAGAUCCAGGGGGAACCCCUUUGGUGAUGGGCACUGAAGAGGUGUAUGCUAGGAGAGAAACAAAAAAGAAGUGGGUUGGGAGGUGACCAUGAGGGUACUGAGAGAGUGGGAACAAAAAGACGCCUUUAGGCAUAGAAGGUGUUGAGGAAUGUACAAGUGAUGAGAAUGGUAAUGGUGUGAAACAAAUUGAGAAGGAAUGGCAUAGAGUUGUUCCUUCUGAAUUCCAGCUGUUUGGGGAACAAAACUGUACUUUAUACGUGUGUUUUAAUUCAAGUAUAAUUUUUUUUCUCCUCUCUUCCCACCUUCUUCUGUUUUAAGUGCAAGGAAAAAUGACCUAAUCACCAUCCAGCCCUUGUGGCCAAGGCAGGAGCAAGGGUAGGGCUGCCAGGAACAUGGCUUUGCCUGGAAGCUUACGGAGGCAGCCUGCAAACAGAGGCCUUGUGUCCCAUUGCACCCACCAUCAUAUUGUUGUUUUCCUGCUGACCUUCUUCAGUUAUUCCCUGCUCCAUGCUUCCAGAAAGACAUUCAGUAAUGUCAAAGUCAGCAUUUCCAGCCAGUGGACUCCCUCCUGCCUUAACAGCACGGCCCCUGAGCUCCAGCCAUAUGAGCUCUGGAACAGCAACCGGUUAUUUCCAAAGGCAGAAGAAGCAACUCUCUUCCUGGGGACAUUGGACACUAUCUUCUUGUUUUCCUAUGCUGUGGGUCUCUUUGUCAGCGGCAUAGUUGGGGAUCGCCUGAAUUUGCGCUGGGUUUUGUCUUUUGGCAUGUGUUCCUCUGCUCUGGUGGUGUUCUUCUUUGGCACACUCACAGAAUGGCUGCAUUUCUACAACAAGUGGUUCUAUUGCUGUCUCUGGGUUGUGAAUGGCUUGCUGCAGUCCACUGGCUGGCCCUGCGUGGUUGCUGUCAUGGGAAAUUGGUUUGGAAAAGCUGGGAGAGGUUUUGUUUUUGGACUCUGGAGUGCCUGUGCAUCUGUGGGGAAUAUCCUUGGGGCAUUCCUUGCCUCCUGUGUUCUCCAAUAUGGUUAUGAGUAUGCUUUCCUGGUGACUGCCUCGGUACAGUUUGCUGGAGGAGUCAUUGUGUUCUUCGGGCUCCUGACGUCACCGAAGGAAGUGGGCCUCCCUGAGCUUGGAGCAGAUGAAGAUGCCGUUGUGGAAGAAGAUGCCAACAGACCUUUAAUGGGCAGUGAUGAUGCAGAUGAUGACGACAGGAAUUACUCUAUUCAAGCAACUGACACUGACAACCAGCCGAAGGCCAUUGGAUUUUUCCAGGCUUGUUGCCUUCCUGGAGUAGUACCGUACUCUUUGGCCUAUGCCUGCUUGAAACUGGUGAAUUACUCAUUCUUCUUCUGGCUGCCUUUCUACCUCAGCAACAACUUUGGAUGGAAAGAAGCAGAAGCUGACCAGCUCUCAAUCUGGUAUGAUGUGGGAGGAAUCAUAGGUGGGACUAUCCAGGGCUUGAUUUCUGAUGUGCUGCAGAAGAGAGCCCCAGUGCUAGCAAUUAGCCUGCUUUUUGCUGUAGGCUCUCUCUUUGGAUACAGCCGUUCCCCAAACAGCAAACCUAUCAAUGCUGUGAUCAUGGCAAUUACAGGAUUUUUCAUCGGAGGCCCUUCUAACAUGAUCAGUUCUGCAAUUUCUGCUGACCUGGGGCGCCAAGAUCUGGUGAAAGGCAACAGUGAGGCUCUGGCAACAGUCACAGGAAUUGUGGAUGGAACUGGCAGUAUUGGUGCUGCAGUGGGCCAGUAUCUAGUGUCUUUGAUCCAGGAGAACCUGGGGUGGAUGUGGGUUUUCUAUUUCUUCAUUCUAAUGACGAGUUCAACAAUCCUGUUCAUUUCACCACUGAUAGUGAGGGAGAUCAGGCUGCUUCUGCAUGAGCGGCGCCUGCGAAUGCUGGCAGAGUGACUUCUGCUUGCCUCUAGAAGGACUGUUGUAUGGAACUGACAGCUGGAACUCUAAUCAAAACUCUGGGAGACUUGUUUUGUACAUCCUCCAGGUCUGGACUAAUUCAAAAUGGCUCCACAAGACUUGAUUGACUUGCCUUUGGAGAACUUGGUAGUGAGGUACCAAAUACCUGUCGUGAGACCACCUGCGUCAUGGAGCUGCUGACCUAAGCCAGACAAUCCACGGGACUGAUGGAUUGUCCCAGACUCUUCCAUGCCAGCAGCCGCACUCAGUUCUUCUGAUGGGUGGUCUCUCUACUAUACCCUUUCUUAUUUAUUUCUGGAUGUGCUGACCAAAGGCCAGCUGUUUAAAACUGACGGUUUUCAAGAGGCUGUCUUGCAAUGAAUUCUGAUGCUCUAUUGUGCUGGUGAAAUCAUCCAGUGCAGCUCAUGGGUAGGCUAAAUUUACGAUCACUGAAGCUUUUAUAAAGGGCAAAAGUAAUUAUUUGGAAUUUACACAGUAAUUUUUGUUUAAAAACUGCCGUUGCUAAAUCUGUGCACAGAUGGACCUCUGCUAUCCCUAGCUAUUAAUUGUUACAUAUUCUAGUAGAGUCACAUGGAGAAGUCACCUCCAUAUUUGUUUUUAGUAUUUUUUAAUACCGUUACUAAUCUCUGAGAAAAGAGAUUUCAUUUUUUUUUAAACUAUUUAAGCAGACAAAUAGUGUGCAAUACUUUACUAUGAUCUCUGAAAUAAGCCUUAAUAGAUCCUUUGUGUCUAAAGGAUACUUGAAUGGCUUCAGGGUUCAGUUAUGGGACACUUUCACUACAGCUUUGUUUAUUGAACCUGAUCAAUACUGACCAAAAUGGGUCUGUCAGGUGACCCUCUGAAGGAAACUGAUGUCACUGACUUUUUACUUCUUGGGCAAUUGCUUAUCUCUAGCAACAAAGGACCAGAAUGGAAUUAAAGGAAUUUAAGGGACCUGGCUGCUCUUGGACAUAGGUUUCCAGACAGGGACUGAAGCGUUCUCGUGGAAUAGCAUUUAUGAGCAGCUGCUGCUGUGUUUCCCCCAUGCUACUCUGCCUACAGCUGUUUAGGGGACCUCAAGCUCCAGGGUUUGAAAGCUUGAGUCGCGUAUCUUGAAGGGAAAGGUAGAGGCAAGUCAGCACUACAAAUGUGUGGCUACACUUAGUGUGGUGAUGCUUGAGUGCUUUGCAGUGCUGCAGGAGGUAGGGUGACCAACUGACACCUCUGACAUUUGUUGGUGAUGUCAAAGGGAUCGCCGAGUAAGUUCUCAACAGAUUGUUUUCUGUUUAUGCCUUGGAUGUUUCAUUGCAAUAGGUAUGCGUUAACCUGCAGAACUUCUGACCAAACACAUGGGAUGGGGAUGGGCGACAGCAAAAUUCUUGGAGCUGAGAAUUUGAAACUUUUUAAAUGAGAACAGUUGCCUUUUUGACUUGUACAGUGAUUUUAUUUUAUUUUUUAAUUGAUGAAUGUCAAUUUUUAGUCAUGUGUUGAUUGUAAUGAGAGGAACAUCAUCAGUGCCUUACGGUUUUAGAGUAUUGAAUGGUUGCUUGGUGGUUGCUGCUUCUGCAGUGAUGUCUCCAUGCAGCUUUGCUUAAUGUGAAACCCAGUUGCCCCAUUUUGUACUUUUUUUGGGAGUCUUUCUUUCUCUCUUGGUGGAGGUGAUUCUUGCAUCUUUCUGCUAACCCUCAAAAAAUUUUAUUGCUUGGGAAAAUGAUGCUAUUAAGCUGAUGUGGGACCUGAAUCUUGUUCUUGUUUCUUCUCAUUCCCAUUCCAAUUUUUGCCUGUAUAAUUAGAGCAGGAGACUGAGAAUCUAUCAUCCUGUUCUCAGAAUUACGCCCUGGGGUUAGUGUUCACAUCCCAAGCUACUCAUUAGCCCCUGUACAAAUAGAAUGAAAACUCCCUGAAAUUUACUUCUACAAUUGAUGGCGGCACCGUUUGCCCCAGCCACGGCGUCUGAGAAUCUCUGGUUUCAAAUUCCAACCUGGAUGAGCUUUUCGGCCGUCUGGGCAGUAGAUAAGCUGCUGAUGAAAGGUGGGAUGGGAAAGGGAUGUCGCCAGGGUCAGGGGGGAGGAGAGGCCGGCCCCUGUAACAAAUGGCUUCCUGUAAACAGUUCUGUCCCCUCUGGAGAAGUGUCAGAUGUGAUGCGAGCACCGUAAGCACAGGCAGCCUAGCCACUGCAUCCAAGUGCACGGCGGUGCUUUGAGGCCACCCGCAAUUAGGGAGGCGUGCCUGUGGCUUCGGGAUCGUUGUUGUCGUCGUCGUCAUUGUCCUGGGUUUUUGGUUCUGUGGAUUUCCUCAAGGUGCUUGGAUGGAGAACGGUUUUCAAUCUGGUCAUGUCCAAACUGAUCUCACGUGAAUAAACUUAUUUUGACUUGA
Messenger RNA from Empidonax traillii (willow flycatcher), 4963 nucleotides. It is a transcript of the gene SLC37A3, whose product is annotated as solute carrier family 37 member 3. The transcript is spliced from 14 exons. The record is from RefSeq and is a predicted model, not a curated record. Gene Ontology annotation, biological process: transmembrane transport. Gene Ontology annotation, cellular component: endoplasmic reticulum membrane. Bases 1079 to 2584 code for a protein of 501 amino acids. Gene Ontology annotation, molecular function: transmembrane transporter activity. Lineage: Eukaryota; Metazoa; Chordata; Aves; Passeriformes; Tyrannidae.